This is a messenger RNA of Thalassophryne amazonica, 1620 nucleotides long. Its product is annotated as regulator of G-protein signaling 9-binding protein. The record is from RefSeq and is a predicted model, not a curated record. Lineage: Eukaryota; Metazoa; Chordata; Actinopteri; Batrachoidiformes; Batrachoididae. Gene Ontology annotation, cellular component: neuron projection; photoreceptor outer segment. Gene Ontology annotation, biological process: G protein-coupled receptor signaling pathway; detection of light stimulus involved in visual perception. Bases 704 to 1447 code for a protein of 247 amino acids. The transcript has a single exon.
GUGUGUUUAGUGCAGAUUUGACAUCCCUGAGAAUGUGCACCACAGUCCUGCCCAUAUGGGGGACAAAGCAGCCAAUGACAGGAUGAUUAUAAAAGCCGACUUCUGCGUGACCUCACCAAUGGGCGGGAACUUGCAGUGUUUCCCUGCCCGCCUCUCCUCCUGCCGCUGAAUGCUUCUGUUUUGUGCGCGCAUGUGAGCGCAGAAGGCGCCGACUGACUCCGUAAAACCUCGUCUAUGUGGUGCUGAAGUGGACAGCUCCCCGAUGGCUCCUGAGCUCUAAAAACUAUUUUCUGCGGGAAUAUUUUUUGAAACAUAUAUCGAUUGUAAAAUCGAUCCUCGAAUCGAUCGAGACGCCUUUUACAAACAAAGUGCAGUUAAAGGCGGAUGCUGUGAAACCUGUAGCUGCUGGAUCAGAAAUUUUGCCACCAUUAUUGCAGAAAAGGGAUCUUGACCUGCAAGAAUCGCCCUGUGGCGCUGAUCUCGAGUGGGGGAAAUGCGCAAAGAUCGCCGAAAGCUUUUACGCAGGCAUUCACAAUAAUUAAGCCGCUCGGCUGCGCCUGAAGGAACAUGGACAGAUCUACUGCCUGGAAGGGAUUUGCAGAACUGUGGGCGCGCUCCUCUGGAAACUAAACUCGGGACAGCGAGCACCAACAUCACAUCAAACCUCAUUAUUUCCUCAGUUUCAGGCGUUUCGCAAUCCGCCAUGGGGAAAGAAGAAUGCAAAACCAUGCUGGAUGCUCUGAACAAAGUCACCGCUUGCUAUAGACAUCUGGCCAUGGCUUUGGGCAGCACCUCAGAUUCGCAGAACCUACGGGAGGAACUGAAGAAGACCCGCACAAAGGCUCAGGAGCUGGCUCUAGCCAACAGGACUAAACUGACAUCUCUGCUCAAAGACAAGAGCAUCAGCAAAGAGGACCGCGCAGAGUACGAGCGCCUCUGGGUGGUGUUCUCCAGCAGCAUGGAGCUGCUGGAGGUGGACAUGAAACGCUCCCUGGAGCUCGGACAGGAUUUCCCCCUCAAGGUUCCGACCAGACACCUCAUCCAGACGGGGAUGACCGGCAGCACCACGUACGUGGCGGCGCGCGCCAUGAGCGCGCAGAACAUGAGGUACGAGGCGGACAGCAACAUCGACACGGCCGACCUGAGGGAGCUGCAGUGCGAGAUCGCUCAGGUCAGCCAGAUGAUGGAGGAGAUGGAGAUGAAGGUGCAGGUGGCACCGUGGGCCGUGGAAGCAAAGCAGGAGGCGGGGGCGGAGCUGAAGUCCAACGUGAGCGGGGGGAAUUCCUCCGUGGGCGUUAUCUCCAUCUGCGACGAGGAGCCCAAAGGGGAGGAGGGAGGACGCGGCGGCACGGACGCCAGUUUGGCGUCGAUGUGCGCGGUGUUUGUGUUCUUUGUCAUCGUCACGGUCGCCCUGGUUUUGGGAUAUUUGGUGAUCAAUAUGUCGUGAACUGGAUUACCCACAGUUCAUCGUGGCAGGGCGGACGCACGCCGCACACAGGCGCGUCACUGUGGGAGGGGGACCACUUCGAGUGCGCACACUCAUCUUUUUCAAAUUUGUGAAUGCAUUUGGUGGAGUUGAGGAGUUGCACUAGAUACAUUUAUAGAAUGAAUGAGUUAGCA